AAAUAAAUCAGUUUUCGUUUACUAAUCGCAUGUUAGACAUUGGAACUAGAAAGCUUAAUAGUUGGAGCAAUUUUCAAACUAUGGCGGAUGGAAGACGCGGUACCCCAAAAUGUAGCCCAGAGGUUCGUAUUGGGAACUACAUAAUCGGAGAAACACUUGGUGUCGGAACUUUCGGAAAAGUCAAAGUUGGAAUUCAUAAAUCUACCGGUGUGCAAGUUGCUGUAAAGAUAGUGAACAGGGAUAAAAUCAAAGCUCUCGAUGUCGCCGGCAAACUACGUCGCGAAAUCCUCAAUCUUUGGCUUUUCCGACAUCCCCACAUCAUCAAGUUGUAUCAAGUCAUUAGUACUCCAACUGACAUAUUUAUGAUAAUGGAGUAUGUCAGUGGAGGGGAAUUAUUCGAUUACAUAGUGAAGUCUGGAAGACUCUCUGAGAAAGACGCUAGAAAGUUUUUUCAGCAAAUAAUUUCCGGAGUCGCCUACUGUCAUCGUCAUAAGGUUGUACAUAGAGAUUUAAAGCCAGAAAAUUUGUUGCUGGACUCAAACCAGAACGUAAAGAUUGCUGACUUUGGAUUGUCCAAUAUAAUGCAAGAUGGUGAGUUUCUACGUACUUCUUGUGGAUCCCCAAACUAUGCUGCCCCUGAAGUAAUAUCUGGGAAGUUAUAUGCUGGUCCGGAAGUAGAUGUAUGGUCCUGUGGAGUAAUUUUGUAUGCAUUGCUAUGUGGCACACUUCCUUUUGAUGAUGAACAUAUACCUACACUUUUUAAAAAAAUCAAAGCAGGCUAUUUCCAUUUGCCAGAAACUUUGAGUUCAGGUGUCAGGGAUCUUCUUCGAAGAAUGAUAACUGUGGACCCGAUCAAGCGUGCAACCAUAGAAGAAAUCAGACGACAUCCGUGGUUCUCAGUUGAUCUUCCUAGUCAUCUUUUCCCUCAAGAACGCGAUGAAGAUGCGUCAAUAAUUGACAAGGAAGCAGUUUAUGAAGUUUGUCAAGCGUGCAAUGCAACAGAACGUGAAGUUUUCGCUGCCUUACUAAACAAUGAUCCUAGUGAUCAAUUGUCAGUUGCUUAUCAUCUUAUCAUAGACAAUAAACGUUUCGGAUCAGUUUUAAAUCCAGAAGAAGUGAAUAAUUUUUAUGUUGCCACUGGGAUUGAUUCAUCAACCUCAUCAGUAGCAGCAACAACGCCAAAUACAUCGAAUAGUCCACCCAGUGGUGGUACAUUGACUCAUUCUCAGCCUGGUGGUGGUCGAAGUCAAUCAUUAAGUCCAAAUUAUGGUAACAAUACUGGCAUGAUUGGAUUAAAAGGUAGAGGUAUUUCUCCAACACGACCUCAUCCAGAAAGAAUGCCUGAUGGACCACCGUUAUCGAGAACAUUAGAUCCAAUGGGGGAUUCGUUGACACCUGGAUCAAUUGUUACAGGUGAUUUGAAUUGUCCAAGUCAAAUUUCUUCUCAAGCACAAUCAGCUAUUACAUCGGGAGCUGCAGCGGCCAGUGGAAUGAAACGUUUUAAAUGGCAUUUAGGUAUACGUUCUCAAUCAAGACCAUGGGAUAUUAUGCAUGAAGUAUUUAAAGCAAUGAAUUCACUUGGUUAUGAAUGGAAAGUUGUUAAUCCGUUUAAUGUACGUGUAAGAAAAUGGAAUCCAAUACUACAGCAUUAUUCUCGACUUGUAUUACAACUUUAUCAGGUCGAUGCAAGAUCAUAUCUCCUCGAUUUUAAGUGUAUCGAUGAAAGUCAAUUAGAAUCUGAAACAGCGAUGGGUAGACUACGUUCAAACAAUAUGUCAGUAUGCCUUGAUGCUUGUAGUGGAACUCCUCCAGCUGCUAUGGGUACUUCAACAUGUAGUAGAGAUGGUAGUUUUUCCGGUAGCACUGGAUCUGCUAGUCCAACCAAUUGCUACGAUGGUCCAAAUACAACUGAAUUUUCUCGAUCGUUUUCAGCUAAUUGUCAAGAAGUACCGAUUAACCGAAGAACUAAACGACACCAAACAAUGGAAUUUUUUGAAAUGUGUACUGAACUUAUUACUACAUUGGCUCGAUGAUUUACUAUAGUAGUGUUUAAGCGCAGAUUCCGCAAGAUUCAAAAAUUAAUCACUGUACACAAGGACGAUAAAUACUACUACUACUACUA
This is a messenger RNA of Schistosoma guineensis, 2122 nucleotides long. NCBI's taxonomy places the organism in Eukaryota, Metazoa, Platyhelminthes, Trematoda, Strigeidida, Schistosomatidae. The record is from the annotation of a GenBank genome assembly.